This is a messenger RNA of Gastrolobium bilobum, 1137 nucleotides long. Its product is annotated as probable 1-acyl-sn-glycerol-3-phosphate acyltransferase 5. The record is from RefSeq and is a predicted model, not a curated record. The transcript has 3 exons. Gene Ontology annotation, cellular component: endomembrane system. Gene Ontology annotation, molecular function: acyltransferase activity. NCBI's taxonomy places the organism in Eukaryota, Viridiplantae, Streptophyta, Magnoliopsida, Fabales, Fabaceae. Bases 1 to 1137 code for a protein of 378 amino acids.
AUGGCGGUUCUUACAUCUGUCAGUUCAAAUUUGGAAUCAAAGUAUCAUGCUCUAGCUCCAUUAAGAGUUUUAAGGGGUCUGGUCUGUCUACUGGUGCUGCUUUCAACAGCAUUUAUAAUGUUAGUGUGCUUCGGCUUUAUUAGUGCUGUUAUAGUGCGACUUUUUAGCAUCAGUUACAGCAGGAAAGCAACAUCCUUUUUCUUUGGUGCUUGGCUAGCUUUGUGGCCUUUUCUAUUUGAAAAGAUCAACAAGACUAAAGUUGUGUUUUCUGGAGCUAUUGUUCCUUCAAGAGAACGGAUCUUACUGAUCGCAAAUCACAGAACUGAGGUCGACUGGAUGUAUUUAUGGGACCUUGCCUUGCGGAAGGGAAGCCUUGGAUACAUAAAAUAUAUACUUAAGAGCAGCUUGAUGAGACUUCCAAUUUUUGGUUGGGCAUUUCACAUACUGGAGUUCAUCCCAGUGGAAAGGAAGUGGGAGGCUGAUGAGUCAUCCAUGCGCCAUAUGCUUUCUACAUUCAAGGAUCCCCAAGAUCCUCUAUGGCUUGCUCUUUUCCCAGAAGGCACUGAUUUUACUGAGCAGAAGUGCAUUCGGAGUCAAAAAUAUGCUGCUGAACAUGGGUUACCGAUUCUGAAUCAUGUCUUACUUCCAAGGACAAAGGGCUUCUGCACCUGCUUGCAAGAGUUGAGGGGCUCUCUCACUGCAGUUUAUGAUUUGACCAUUGGCUACAAAUACCGCUGCCCAUCCUUCUUGGACAAUGUCUUUGGAGUUGAUCCUUCUGAAGUUCAUAUUCAUAUCUGCCGCUUUCCCCUUGAUUGUAUCCCAAAAUCUGAAGAUGAAAUUUCCAUGUGGUUGAUAGAUAGAUUCCGGUUUAAGGACCAGUUACUUUCCAAUUUUCAAUUUCAAGGUCAGUUUCCUGAUCAAGCAACAGAAAGGGACCUCUGUGCUGUGAAGAGCAUUUUAAAUUGUGCGACAGUUAUUAUGUUGACAGGCACAUGCAUGUACUACAUUUUUUCCUCUGUUUGGUUUAAACUUUAUGUGUCUCUAGUCUGUGCUUAUUUGGUUCCGGCCACAUAUUUCAAUAUUCGGCCCCAGCCUAUUCUUGGCAUUUUGAAGAUGAGAUCUAAUUGCCACCUCUAA